AUGGCCGCGAACAACCCCAACAAUCCAAACACCAUUAGCCUUGAGCCGGAUGCUGGUCCGACCCAGAUUUCUCCGCUCGAACCUGACACCGCAAUUGAGGAUGGGCCACUCAUCGACGACGGCGAUUCGGCCAUCAGCAGUCUAGCAACGUCCACAACGUCCAUCAGAGACGAAUUGAUAUUGCAAUUGAAGGAGCACGGCCGCCAGUAUCAGGGCUAUAUGGAAGCCACCGACGCUCAUCCCGAGAGUGAGGUUAUUGGUGUUGAUCUUGCACCAGUUCAACCGGAAAACGUCCCUCCAAAUCUCAAUUUCGAAGUAGAUGAUCUGGAAAAAGACUGGACUUUUUCACGUAAGUUCAAUUACAUCCAUUGCCAGCUAAUGACUGGCGCCUUUCGAGACUGGCCUAGAUUUUUCAUGCAGAGCUUUCAAUAUCUGGAGAACGAUGGCUACCUAGAAGUCCACGACAUCGAUUUUGUGAUCAAGUGCGAUGACGGUACCCUCCCCACCAACUCAGCGCUCGUUCGAUGGCACAACUACAUGCAUGAUGCAGCUCAAAAAGCUGCCUUUCCAUUAGACGCAAUUUCACACGUCCCGGAGAUGAUGAAGACUGCAGGAUUUGUAGAUGUUGUGGCCACACCAAUUAAAUGGCCAAUCAACGCUUGGCCCAAGGACCCUAAGUACAAGGAGCUUGGCCGUGGCCACUACGAAACUCGCGACUGA
Molecule: messenger RNA, 720 nt
Organism: Lindgomyces ingoldianus
Lineage: Eukaryota; Fungi; Ascomycota; Dothideomycetes; Pleosporales; Lindgomycetaceae
Exons: 7
Coding region: 1-720 (239 amino acids)
Source: RefSeq, a predicted model, not a curated record